Molecule: messenger RNA, 9128 nt
Organism: Malaclemys terrapin pileata
Lineage: Eukaryota; Metazoa; Chordata; Testudines; Emydidae
Gene: MDGA1
Product: MAM domain containing glycosylphosphatidylinositol anchor 1
Exons: 18
Coding region: 391-3240 (949 amino acids)
Biological process (GO): nervous system development; synapse organization; homophilic cell-cell adhesion
Cellular component (GO): axon; neuronal cell body; plasma membrane
Molecular function (GO): axon guidance receptor activity; protein binding
Source: RefSeq, a predicted model, not a curated record
UGGGAAGCCCGGGAGUUCAGGAAGCGUUUGGCGUCUCUUUGUGACACCCUCCCCUCCCCCCGUGACAGGAACGGGUCAGAGCAGAGGGAGAAGCGGCUGGAGUUUAUCUGGAUUCUGCUCCCCGCUGGAUCCGUGUCUUCUGGGCUCCGGUGUGAUUGUGUGUUUGACUGUGCGGAGAUCGGCGACUUCCAGGCGGCGCUGGCUGACUUCGCUGGCCGGGCUGAGGCGCUCUGUGCCCGGGCAAGCCUUUCCUGGAUCCCUCCCUGCUCAGAGGCGGUGGAAGUGCUGUGGAUGAAGUAGCUUUCGCCCGUUUCUCGUUUCCCCCCACCGGAUGCUGCCUGGCCUUUUGGGCUGCUUUUCGUCGCUGGCUAUGAGGGAUCUGCUUUGAAGAUGGAGAUUAUUUGUUUUUUCUUCCUGGCUGUGGUGCCGGUGUACAUCAAGGGAGACGGGGUUUAUGCUCCAGCUCAGGCCCAGAUCAUCCAUGCGGGGCAGGCCUGUGUUGUGAAGGAAGAUAACAUCAGUGAACGAGUGUACACUAUCCGGGAGGGCAACACCCUGGUCCUGCAGUGUCUGGUCACGGGACACCCACGGCCACAGGUGAGGUGGACCAAAACUGCUGGCAGUGCCUCGGACAAAUUCCAGGAGACAUCGGUGUUUAACGAGACCCUUCGGAUUGAGAAGAUCCAGAGGCUGCAGGGAGGCCGCUAUUACUGUAAAGCAGAGAAUGGGGUUGGGGUCCCUGCCAUCAAGUCCAUUCGAGUAGAUGUGCAGUAUCUAGAUGAGCCCAUUCUCACCAUCCACCAAACCAUCAGCGAUGUACGUGGCAGUUUCUACCAGGAGAAGACGGUCUUCCUCCGGUGCACAGUCAACUCUAACCCUCCCGCUCGCUUCAUCUGGAAACGGGGUGCUGAGACACUCUCCCACAGCCAGGAUAAUGGAGUGGAUAUCUAUGAGCCACUCUACACACAGGGUGAAACCAAAGUUCUGAAGCUGAAAAACCUGAGGCCGCAGGAUUAUGCCAGUUACACGUGUCAGGUGUCCGUCCGGAAUGUCUGCGGCAUCCUGGACAAGUCAAUCACUUUCCAGCUCACUAACACAACAGCCCCACCUGCUCUGAAGCUGUCUGUCAAUGAGACCCUGGUGGUGAACCCAGGAGAUAAUGUCACUAUGCAGUGCUCCCUGACAGGCGGCGACCCCCUGCCUGAAGUGGUCUGGUCUCACUCACCCAGCCCUAUGCCUCACAACAGCCUUAUUCAAGAGGGUAACCUCACCAUCUGGGGGAUCCGCAUGGAAGAUUCAGGCUACUACAAUUGCACGGCCAUCAACAAUGUGGGGAACCCAGCUAAGAAGACAGUGAAUCUGCUGGUGCGAUCCAUGAAGAACGUCACCUUCCAGAUCACCCCUGACGUGAUCAAAGAGAGUGAAAGCAUCCAACUAGGGCAGGACCUGAAGCUCUCAUGCCAUGUGGAUGCCGUCCCCCAGGAGAAGGUUGUCUACUUCUGGUACAAGAAUGGGAAACCGGCCAGGGUCUCGGACCGACUGCUCAUUUCCAGGAACGACCCCGAGCUCCCACCAGUGACCAGCAGCCUGGAGAUCAUUGACCUGCGCUUCAGUGAUUAUGGCACAUAUCUGUGCAUUGCGUCCUUCCAGGGGGCCCCCAUCCCCGACCUCAGUGUUGAGGUGAACAUCUCUUCAGAAACAGUGCCUCCAACCAUCAGUGUCCCCAAGGGCCAGUCCACCAUCACCGUUCGGGAGGGCUCCAGGGCCGAGCUGCAGUGCGAGGUUCGAGGGAAGCCCAAGCCGCCCAUCAUCUGGUCCCGGGUAGACAAAGAGGCCCCCAUGCCCUCAGGUGCCAUGACAGUGGAGACUUACGAUGGGAAGCUGCGCCUGGAGAGCGUUAGCCGAGAAAUGAGCGGGACCUAUAAGUGUCAGACAGCCAGGUACAAUGGCUUUAACAUCAGACCCCGGGAAGCCCUGGUACAGCUCAACGUACAGUUCCCCCCAGUGGUGGAACCAACUUCUCAGGACAUCCGCCAGGGCAUGGGCCGCAGCGUCACCCUGCGGUGCACCAUGCUGAAGGGGAGCCCCAUGAAGGUAGCCACAGCCGUCUGGCGCUUCAAUGGGAACCUCUUGACACUGCCCCCCACAGAGCAGCAGGACUACUCAGAGUUGAAGGUGGACAGCGUGAACCGGGAGACCAGUGGUAGCUACGAGUGCAGCAUCUCCAACGAUGUGGGGGUCUCCACCUGCCUCUUCCAGGUGUCUGCAAAAGCUUACAACCCAGAGUUUUACUACGACACUCCCAACCCCACACUCAGCCAGAAGCAAUCCAAGAACUACUCUUAUGUCUUGCAGUGGACACAGAAGGAACCCGACGCAGUGGAUCCCAUUCUCAAGUACCGUCUGGAUGUCCGGCAGCUGAAUCAGAGGAACACUGUCCAGACGUUAAUUCCUGUGAAGAAGAUGGAGAAAGGCCUGCUGCUGGAGCACAUCCUGCGCAACCUGAAGGUUCCUCAGAGCUAUGAGGUUCACCUGACGCCCAUCACCAACUUUGGGGCUGGUGAUAUGGCUGCCCGCAUCAUCCGGUACAUGGAACCGAUUAACUAUCCCAACCCGGCAGAUAACACCUGCCACUUUGAGGACGAGAAGAUCUGUGGCUUCAUGCAAGACAAGAUGGACAACUUUGACUGGACCCGUCAGAAUGCCUUGACUCAGAACCCCAAGCGCACUGUCAACACAGGGCCAUCCACAGAUAUCAGUGGCACGGAAGAAGGUUAUUAUAUGUUCAUUGAGGCCUCCCGGCCCCGGGUGCAAGGAGACAAGGCCCGGCUCAUCAGCCCCCUGUACAACAUCACCGGCAAGUACUUCUGCGUCUCCUUCUUCUACCACAUGUACGGGAAGCACAUUGGCUCCUUGAAUCUUCUGGUUCGUGUGCAGAACAAACGGGCCAUUGACACCCAAGUCUGGUCGCUCAGUGAGAACAAAGGAAACGAGUGGAAACAAGCACAUGUCCCCAUCAGCCCUCCAGGACCCUUUCAGAUCAUCUUUGAAGGCGUCCGCGGCACAAGCUAUGAGGGGGACAUUGCCAUUGACGAUGUCACUCUGAAAAGGGGAGACUGCCCAAGGAAGUCGAUUGGCCCAAAUAAAGCAGUCGCCCUUCCAGGGAACGGCGUCCCAACCCUGCACAGGUCUUCUCUCGGUGGGCCACUGACUUUUUUCCUUUAUGUGCUGCUCAGAUGAUGGCAAGCGAGCGUUCCUGUCUUCUGGCCAAGACAUUCCUGCUCCUUUCCUACUCAACCACCUCUGCUCCUCUUCCUCCCCCUCCUCACUGGCACACAAAAGUGUCCAUACGUUACCAAAGACUGACAAGCAUGACCACACAAAGGGAUCUGCUCAGAACCUGGUGGAUUCCUCAAGAAAGUCAUAAUGUCUAAAAAAAAUAAAAAUAAAAAACAGAAAAUGAGAGAGAGAGAAAGAGAGAGAGGAAGGAAGAAAACAAUCACACAAGAAGGAAUGAAGAAAAAUGGGAAUGACAAAAAUGUAAAGAACAAAUGAAGGAGGAAACUCCCCCUCCCCAUGUUUCCUUGGGAACAUCUGACAGGACUUCCUCAGGGAAGUGGGAACUUUGUUUUAAACAAAAAUAUAUAUAUAUUAAAGCACAAAUUUCUACCAGAACUGUUACCUUCUUUACUGCAGAGCCCACAGCUUAGGAGACAGUGUACCGCAGCGCUCCCCUUUUGGCUCUCCGUGUUCCACCUUUAUCCUGCUGGCUCUGGCUACCGUGUACCAGCUGCAGCGCCCCUACGGUAACAUCCCACCUGCCUCCAUUUGGGGCAGCUCACCUCCCGCGUGCUGGUUGGCCAUAGACUCUCACUCUAUGCUGCAUGUGCUUCAGUGUCUCCAUCCGCAUCUUCCAGACUUCCAUGUAUUCAAUUGUCUAUGUGUGAUUUGCUUUAAUCCACACCGCACUCCUUCCCCCACUUGCUGUGUCCUCCUGCCACGUCCAAAGAAGACAACAGUGGAGUGGACCCAUCAUCUGGAUUGUACUGAGUGGUGGAAAAACCCUGGGUUGAUCCAACUGCAGCACCGGCCACCGAACGCUCCCAGGUGCUUCUCUCUCUGCGUCUCUCACUUCCCACCACUGGGUGCACAAACUCUGAUGAUGGAGCCGAGGCUGCAAACAAAAGCUUCUCAGUGGGAUGGAGCUGGCAGGGUGGUGACAUGCGGACAGCACUUGUCAGUCAGUGGACAUUGGAGUGGGAGCUGCAGCAGCCUUGGGGCGAGGAUCUCCUCUCAGAUUUUUUUGGCUAACUAACUUACUUCUUUCUUCAUUCUAUUUUUAGCCUUCCCCGCCCCAAACUCCUAUUUCCUUUCAGACUGUGGGGAGAGGCAUGGAUUUGCACCCUUUACACUUCCCCACCCCAAAUCACAGGCCUCGCUUAGUCUCCAACCCUUGUGCCCUCUGAAUGGAUCUGAAAUUGCAGCUGCUGCCUUGAGCUCCAAGGACUUGUGGUUCCCAGGAUGUAUUAGCCACAAGGGAGGUGCAAGGGGGGCAGCUGGGUUCCCUUCACCAGAGUAACAAUCAGAGGAACCAGGGGAUGGAAUGGGCACUAAAGCUCCUGGGUGACUGGGCAGAGCAGGUGGCUGGAUCCCAAAGAGGGGAUCAUUCUGGUUUUCACUUCUGUUGGCUGCUGGGGAAGAGGGUGCAGGUAGGGAGAAAGUUGGGAUUUCUUCUUCAUGGAGUUCAUGCUGCCACCAUGAAGGAAUAAAGCCAAUGUCUCAGGAGAGUUGCCUCUUGGCUCUGACCCUGUUCCAGCCAGAUCCAUCCUGCUCCCUACCGCAGCCAUGGCUUGGCCUGGGGGUGACGUGGUGUGUAGGCAUCUGCUGUUCCAAGUGAACUCAGGAGCAAAGUCUCCCAUAGGCUAGCCAAGUAGGAGCCAUGUUGACCUUGUUACAGCUGGAAACAGCUCUAGAUCUAUCUUGCUCUCACCCCUUCCACCGAAGAAUAAUGUUAGCUGUACCUGUGGGGGAGUUGGAGGGGGGUGUGCAUCAUUGCAUGCUGAGGAGAUUCAGUGAGGUGACACUCUUUCCUCUGAGGCACACCCAGUCUGCUUGCUACUCCAAGGGCACAGAAGAGGUACACUGACCUGUCUCAGGUGUAGAGUCACCAGCACACAUGCCCUCACCCCGCCCUCUCUGAUGACUUUAUCAUAAAUUUAGGCUUCUCUGGACAAUAGCAUGUAGCUAAAUCAACUCAGUGUAUCACCUGCCCAACACCUUCUGCGAUGCUUGGCCCCCCAAAAUGUCUGAGGCCUGGCUUCCCCCUCACACCCAGUGGGGAGGCCUGUGUUCAGUGCUCUACCUUACUGUCCAAGAGACCCAUCUUCCAGUGCUGGAGCCAACCGCUCACUCCCCAGGCCUCUGGGAGAUGGCAUCUUGAGUCAUUCUGCAGUGACCCUCGUGGCCAGUGUAGGAGAUGUGCUGAUGGGCUCCAAAGGGAGUCCUAUCCAGUCAUCCCGAGGCAAAAAAAGGGUGCUGGGAUGUUGGGCUGAGGCGAUCCUUCACAGAGGACUUCCCAAAAGAUAUCGAAGGGUCCAGCCACAGGGUUCCAAAACUCCAAUUGAUGAUUUUCCUGCUCUCCAGGACUGAGAACUCUGCCCUCUUCAUCUGCUUAGUCCCUCCACCUCCAUCUCCUAAGCCCGGAUCUUAGUCUCUGUGAACAUUUAGCAAGGGAAUGUGGUACCUUUGCCAUUUGCCAGGUAUUGCAGUGGGACCCUUGCAGGAUAACCUCUCCCCACUGCCAGCAGACACCGAGAAAUGCAACCAACCAGUCCCCAGCUUUUUAGAAAAUCUCCUUCACUUCUAUGCCCUGGAAUGUGGUCUCCCCAGGAAGCAGCUUUCUUUCCUCCUUGUAUGCUUUCCAAGGGGUCUGAUCUCAAUCCUUGGAGGAGAGCUGGUGCUUUCCACAGACAGCACAGGGGCCUGGGUGUUUAGUGCUGUCUAAUGAUUUGGGUCAGCUGCCAAAGUUCCCUAUCAUGUUGCAGUGGGCCUUGGGAUGAGGUGGAGUAUGUUCCCUUCCAAAAGAGCUAGCCAUGAGAGCCCAUAUUUCCUUCUCGAUGUGGGGGUGGGGAGGAGGCAGGUCGUGAAUUUGCACCUUUUGAAGUUUUUUGGGAAUGUGGGGUGAGCUCUUGUGAUUACGUUCCCCUGAGGAGGAACAAGAGGCAUGCUGCAGAGCUGGCAGGGGAGGUGGAGGAGAGAGAUCAAGGUCUUGAGCAAGAAUUAUCCCUGAGCAGAGGCAAGUGAGAAUGGACUGAUUCUAAAAAGGAAAACCUGUGACCCCUAUGUCCCUGCUCUGCUGCAGCAUCUGGCCCAUUCACCACACACACAGGAAUGUGCCAGAGCCACUGAGCUAACCCACCACGCUCAGGGUCACAGUCCAGUCCAUGGUAUUGGGGCUGGAGAGCAGCGUAGUUUUUCCCUUAGCAGGGCCGGCUCCAGCUUUUUUGCCACCCCAAGUGGCAAAGAGAGGGAAAAAAAGAAAAAAAGCCUCGAUUGGCGGCACUUCGGCGGGUGCUCUACCGCGCCGCUUCAUUCUUCGGCAACAAUUCGGCAGCCAGUCCUUCUCUCCAAGAGGGACUGAGGGACCCGCCACCAAAGACCCGGACGUGCCGCCCCUUUCCAUUGGCCGCCCCAAGCACCUGCUUCCUGCGCUGGUGCCUGGAGCCGGCCCUGUCCCUUAGACAGCAAUUGUCUUCUCCAGCCACUGGGCUCAAAUGAUCACUGCUUUUUGGCCAAUUUGCCCUUGUAUAAAUCUCAGGGAGCCCCUGUUCAUCCCUCCCUUCCUAGAUUCCUUUCCCCUUUAUCUGUGGCUUGAAAGCAGCUGGUGUUGUGUUUACUGGAGAUUCAUUAACCCAAGUGCCUCAGCUUGUCAGACGUAUUAAGAAUGAAAGGAAGGACUUCAUUGCACUGUCAGCAGCGCUGAGUGUGCCGAGCAGAGGAAGGAGCCAGUUCAGCAGCAAGGAUGCCUCACUUCAGGGGGAUGGAGGCUGCACAUGUGAGUGGGAACAUGCUGUUAUUCCUUAGAGGCCUGGCCACCUUGGACAGGGACCUCACAAGCUAAGCUGGGUUGUGUUAUGUGGUGUUAAAUAGAUGGGAGACUCUGAGGAAAUGCCAGGUACUGCAGGAAAUAGUAUUUGAGGUUAGGGGUCAAUACUAACCCCAGCCUCUGCACUGUGCUUUCAGAUGAGGUCUAAAACUAUAUUCUGCACCCUGCGUCAUUAAAGAUCCCUUGGCACUUUACACUGGUGUUAAACCCAGUGUUCUGGGCAAAUUAUAAUCCUUACAUUUCAUGACAGUGUGCUUCCUUCAGUUUCUGAUGCAGUUUCAAUUAGAUACAUUAGCCUUCACUUCCUGACCUUUACUGUUGUUGUGUGACUGUUAAGUAGCUGCUUUGUUCCACUCUAGAGGUGGCUGCAUUUCAGAUUACUACUCGCUAUAGUUUGGCAAUCCCUGCAGGAGAAAAGGUGCUAUAUCUAUGUACGUGACUGUGUUUAUUUACAGGGAGCUCUUUGGUAGGUAGUUGUAGAGAUGAAGUAGGGCAAUUGCUAUGUGGGUUUAAUCCAAUGUAUGUUCAGCCCCUUUUUUCUGUACAUGAAACAAAAUGUGUGUGUGCACAGGCAUAGAUUGCAGGUAUCAGAUGUAGUGAGCGAUAUUGUAUAGUUAGGCUUGCAAAGGAACUUUUAUUUGAAACCUCUCUGCAGUCGCUCAUUGCAUUCUGAAAAAAUAUUUCUUUUUUAUUAUAAUUCCCCACAUUGGAGUAACAGCCCCAGUCACAGGAUUUUCAGCUAUGCAAGCGGGCAUUACCACUGCUUGCAGUACAGGUGCAACUUCUUUAGCUGGUGCAGUAGUAGACUUUUGCCACUAGAAGGCAACACAACUGGCAUGUUACAUUUGAUCUCAGGCAGGGCCGCCCAGAGGGGGGGCAAGUGGGGGAAUUUGCCCCAGGCCUCGCAGGGGCCCCGCGAGCCCUGGCCCGGCGGCAGUACAGGUCGGCGGCGGGGGACCCUUCAGUUGCUCCGGGUCUUCAGCGGUGGGUCCUUCAGUGCUGCCGAAGACGCAGAGCAACUGAAGGGCCCCCCGCUGCCGAAAUGCCGCCAAAGACCCGGACCGUCGCCGGGUGAGUACAAGCGCCGCAGCUCCCCCCACUUUGCCCCAGGCCCCCUGAAUCCUCUGUGCGGCCCUGAUCUCAGGUCAUGAGCAAGUCCGUUGGAAAGUCUGAGGGGAAAUCGUUCCAGCCACUUCGGAAUGAAAGCAAGCAGGAAAAGAAAUAUAUAUUUUUUGCAUUAUUAAAAAAUUAUUCAAACUUUUUUUUAACACACAGCAGGUUAAAAAACAACUGAAGUUUAAAACGUUAUGUUUGACGCGUGUGCAAUUCUACCUCUGUAUCGUCUCUCAACGCACCAGCUAAUUAUCAGCCUUGCAGAAAUGUUACCCCUGGGGAAGCAGUUUUAUCGGGGGGUGGGGGAGUGGGGAAGCAGUACCAUACAAAUGUUUGUUCACAGGUUUAGCCUGAUACAUUUCAUGACAGUUUUGCAAGGCUGAUUGAUGGUGUGUAUAUAUAUUAAUAAUCAUGCUACAAAUGGCAUUUCAUUCCCAGCUGCUAUUAAAGGCAACUCAAAUUUUAACUUCGUAGUAUACCAGGCCCUUUGGGCCCCAGCCCACUCAGAAACACUACAAAGAGUCUUCAGUAUCCGUGAGCGAUCAGGCAUUGUAGUUCACCUCCGAGCCUGGUCUGUUCCUAGUCCCCGCAAGCCAGCAACAUCAGGAAAACUGCACUGGUGUUUUGUGCUUCUCAGCCUGCAGACAGUCCGGGUUUACAGUGGUGCCAUGGAGCUGGGCUCAUGCAUAGAAGGGGCCGCAGCCUGCUUGGCUUGAACUGCGCCCCGAGACCCUGCUGGCUCCCCCCACCCACCAAUUGCUCCUCUAGACCUGCCCGCCGAGGACUCGUCUCUGCCCCCUGGCUGGACCCCAGUGCACCUCCGGCUCCGGGCAGUCUCUACUUCCCAUAGGGUUACCAUAUUUAAGGUUUUAAAAAAGAGGACACUCCACGGGGCCCUGGCCCUGCCCCC